CGAGCGUGAGGCGUGCGGGGUUUCAGUGUGGGCGCGUCCGGGGUGGCUGUGUGCACGCCGGAGGGGGGCGUGGCUGACGAGGAGCUCUGCGGAAUCCUUGGAGCCGGCUGCGGCAGGCUACGAUCUCGGCAUCCGGGCUCUUCACUUUGCAGGUGGCUGUGGGAUCUUGGCCUCGGAAGCACGCCGCUCUGGCCGGUGCAGAUCCUCUGACCCUGGCGGUCUCAGGGCUUUUAUAUCUUAUUUUCAUGGAGGAUAUUGUUUUGUGCAUCGGGGAAGUACUUCUCACCUCAUAAGAUGAGUAAAAUUCCUUCAUGUAGCUGGGUGGUGGUUGUAUGCCAACCUGCUCCACAGAGUGAGUUUCAGGACAGCCAGGGCUACACGGAGAAAACCUGCCUUGAAUAAUUUUUUUUUUAAUUCCUUCAGGAUUGCAUCUACCACAUGGCAGCCCUGUCCCCACCACCGCCUGGUCCCACGUUUGUCCUCCGAGGCACACAGUCACCUGUGAACACGCUGCAUUUCGGCCCACCAUCCCAAGCUCUGGGGAGCCCACUCCUUUUCUCAGGGUCUCAGAGUGGCCUGGUGCACAUCUGGAGCCUGCAGACCAGAAGGACAGUGGCCACCCUGAAUGGCCACGAGGGCCAGGGUGUGACCUGGUUGAAGACACUGCCCCAGGGGCACCAGCUUCUCAGCCAGGGCCGGGACCUGCGGCUGUGCCUGUGGGACUUGGCAGAGGGCAGGAAUACCAUCCUGGAUGAAAUUCAGUUGGACAGUGUGGGCUUCUGCAAGAGCUCUGUCCUGGCCAGGGGACAGCUAUGUUGGAUGCUUGCUGUGCCUGGGAAGGGCAACAGUGAGGUUCAGAUUCUGGAGAUGCCAUCCAAGACAUCAGUGUGCACCCUGAAGCCGGAGGCAGAUGCCAAGCCAGGCAUGCCCAUGUGCCUGGGGCUGUGGCAGACUAACUCCAGUCCCCGCCCACUCCUUCUGGCUGGCUAUGAGGAUGGAUCGGUAACCCUGUGGGACAUCUCAGAGCGGAAGGUGUGCAGCCGAAUCGCCUGCCAUGAAGAACCUGUCAUGGGCCUUGACUUCGACUCUCAGAAGGCCAAGGGCGUCUCAGGCUCUGCCGGGAAGGUACUAGCUGUCUGGAGUCUGGACGACCAGCAGUCCCUGCAGGUGUGCAAGACUCAGGAACUCACCAAUCCUGGGAUUGCCGAAGUCACCAUCCGGCCAGACCACAAGCUCUUAGCCACAGCAGGCUGGGACCAUCGCAUCCGAGUCUUUCACUGGAGGACAAUGAAGCCACUGGCCGUUCUGGCCUUCCACAGUGCCUCUGUGUGCUGUGUGGCCUUUGCCACUGAUGGAUUGCUUGCUGCAGGGUCCAAGGACCAGCGCAUCAGCAUCUGGUCACUCUACCCCUGCCCAUGACUCAGCUGUGGGAUGCUGCUGUCUUACUCCAGUCUUGACCCAGCCCUGUGGAAAGUCCUCAGUGGCCUCUGAGGACAGCAAGUUGUGGCCAAAGGUCUAUGAGAUCCACUUUCUUCAUAAGGUUCUCUGUUGCUUUUGUGACUUACCAUUCAGAGGAGAGUACCUGAUGACAGACACCUGGCACCUGUAGCUGGGGCCUGGUAGUAAGGUCAGCCUAAACAUAUUUGACAAUAAAUUUCCCGUUGCCAACAUGGAGGCUCAAGGAGGGAACUUUCCAUAGAGAUAUCCCUGUGUUCUCCUCUUAGGGUCAGAGCAGUCAAAGCCCCAAGGAGGCCCAUUAGCAGUCUUACUUUUAAGCCGGCAGUUCUGGGUGCAAGUACACAGGGCUUGGCCCUGGGAGGCUGUUGGUCCCGCAGUGGCUGUCUGCCACAUCCUCCUGACUCAGUGUCCCAGAAAUGUCUAGGAAGCCUUAACAUCCAGGACUGAGGCCAGGGUGAGGAAACUGGGCUCCAUAGAGAGGAAGGGAGGCAGGAGUGGGUUCAUGGGGGGUGACCAGUGGUCAUGAAAGGAGGCGCUGUGGGAUGCAGUACAAGGCCAGAAGACCAAGAAAGGAGGCCUAGCCUCUGGCAGGAGAAGGUAAAGGGGACAGGCCACAAGUCCAGGGCACAGCAUAGCCCUGUGGGACACGGAGGAACAACGCCUACUUCAGAGUGAUACCCAAAGACACUUUGAGUAUGUGGCUGACUGGCGGGCAGCCUCUGAGGUAGUAUUGACUGGGGGGACCAGACUGCAAGGGUGAGGAUGCAGCUAAGGAGUGGGGACCUCGGACCUUUUGUCUUCCAUCAACAGCAGAAGAAUCCUGUACCCCGAAGAGCUGAAAUGCCCUGGUGCUGCCCUGUCAGGCUCUCCUGAUGUUAGAAUCUCCGCCUCUGGUCUGUAACAAAACACGACACGUGGCUUCCAAAGCUGAAUGUGUCUGUGCCGAAAGGAUUGCACUGCCAUGGUACAGCCUAAUGUCCCCAAGCUGGGGGACAUGUGGGAGGACAGGAGUGUGUGGUCCCCAUGAGAUACAUGCCGCAAGAACUGUGGCGUGGUGCCACAGCUCCAGAGCCACAGAAAGCCCAGUUGGAUCGGUGGCAAGUUGGUUAAGUGUGGUCGAAAAGAUGUGUGUACAUGGAAAGCUAAGAAGCCCAAUUGGAGAGGAGACGGUUGGGAGGUGGGAAUGUGGCCGUCUGUAGGUGGGUUGGGAGGAUGCACGUGCCUUUUGCCCCAUACUGAGGGAGGCAGUUGCCACAGGAGCCCUGAGAUGUUACACAGCAGCUGCAGCCCCAGCCCCAACUGCAGUGGGUAUCUAAGCUGCCAGGUGUAUAAAAGGUGGCACUUGCUCACCAAGGACAGGUGGGAAUACUUCCUGUAAUAGGCUAUGAAUUGGGAGCCACUUCAGCAGAAUCUGACCUGCAGUGCUCUACAACAGGGCUGGACAUCCUGGAGUCCCUAGAGACAGGGCAGGCCAACUGAUCCACAUAGGCAGAAGCGUGUAGACCUGGUGAGCAGUCUGACCCAGUCCCCAAAGCAGCCCUUGGUCACAGGCACAGAAGAAAGACACACUGCUCAUCCCUCUCCAGACUUCCCCAGGAGACCUGACACCCUGUCCCAAAGUUCCUGUUUGUGUUACCCUGAUUAAGUUCUGACACCAAGUCCCUAAAUAUUAGGCCCUGUAGCUUCGAGCCUCUGAAAUCAGGACAAGGCCCCAAGUUUCUCAAAGUAAAAGGUGGGUUGCCUCAGCCUCCCUCUACCCUCCUCCAGAAUUUCUGAAGGAGGGGAGAAAAAAAGAAAGGACAAAUGAGAAGGAGACAGGGAGAUGUCAGUGUCUUGUGUAUUUUGGGCAGAGAGAAAAGAGCAUGCCUGCUACAGUUCAGAUGUGAAAUGUCCCCAUCAGCCUAUGUGUCUAAAUGCUUGGUCCCAGAUGGUGGCUCCAGUUGGGAUGGUCAUGACCCUAUAGGAGGGAGACUCUGAAAGAAAUGGGUCCCUGGGGUGAGUUUAUACCUCAGCCUCUGUCCUCCCUACUGCCCUCCCUGACCAGAUGCAGUGUGAUCUGCCACUCACCAUAAUGAACUGUGUGCCCUCGAACCAUAAGCCAAAUAAACCCUUCCUACCUUAAGUUGUUUCUACUCAGGUGUUUGGUCACAGUGCUGAGAAAGACAACUAAUACAGCAACUCUCCAUCCUCAGGUCACCCAGGGCAGGAGUGAAGACUCACAGAGUCACAGCUAUCUGUGUUGUGGGAUAAUCGUUUUGUACACUGUGAAGAUGUGUCUCUGCCUAAGGAGCCUUCUCAAUGCUUUAAUAAAGAGCUGAAUGGCCAAUAUCUAGGCAGGAGGGAAUAGGCGGGACUUCCAGGGAGAGGGGAACUAGGGAAGAAUCUGAGGCUUGUGGAAUUAAGCCAUGGGGACUUAGAGGGAGUCAGAGGUACAGUAUGGAGGAGAGGUAAUGAGCCACAUGGCAGAAUGUUGAUUAAUAUAAAUGGAUUAAUUUAAGCUAUAAGAGUUAGUUGGGAACAAGCCUAAGAUAAGGCCAAGCUUUCAUAAUUAAUAAAUAGUCUCUGUGUCAUUAUUUGGGAACUAAGAAAGUCCAACAGCAUAUCUGUUUGCAGGGGCUGUAGGGUGGUCAUGGAGUCACGGUCCAGGCUUCAGUGACCCCCGUAAGAGAAGUUGCAGUGGAGCCUGGACAGAGGCAGGUGGAUCUCAGCCAUGCUGUGAAGUCCCAGCAGCAC
Alexandromys fortis (reed vole) is the source of this 4191-nucleotide messenger RNA. RefSeq names its product G protein subunit beta 1 like (gene Gnb1l). Lineage: Eukaryota; Metazoa; Chordata; Mammalia; Rodentia; Cricetidae. The record is from RefSeq and is a predicted model, not a curated record. Gene Ontology annotation, molecular function: protein binding. The coding region runs from base 439 to 1419 and encodes 326 amino acids. The transcript is spliced from 10 exons.